AUGAUAUUACUAAAAGCGUGUAUUGUGGGAAUAACACUUUUGUAAUCAUUCUGCUAGGACGAUAUGGAAUGGGAAGAAAAAAGCAAACCGAAAAGACAAACUUAUGAUAACCCAGUAUCUGCAGUUAUCUAUUGAAAGGAUCCUUAUAAAAAUCUGAUACAAUGGUUGAAAGAUGGCAAAGCUGAAGUUUCAAAGGUUAAGAUAGAAGUAAAGAGCGAAGGUUAUAGAACAUUAAGAGCAGCUUAAUUCAUUAGAUAAGGUGAAUGGGUUAUGUUCAUUCCAAGAACAAACUAUUUAUCAUUAGAGGAAGUGAAAAAGAGUUGUUUAAUAAAUAGAAAGAUGAUUUAAAUAAAUUAUAAACCAAACAAUGUUUAGACAUACUUCGUGAAUCAUUUGUUAUAAGAAAAUAGAAGGUAAUUUUAUAUAUAUAAUUGUAUAGAUAAUAUUCAUUUUGGAAACCUUAUAUAGAUGUUCUACCAAAAGAUGUAAGUGGAUUUCCUACUUAUUUUGAUGCUGAGUAGGAUGCAUUAUUGAAAGGAUCACCAACUCUAUUUACAGUGAUUAAUCAAAGGAAAGUAUUCAAAGAAGAAUAUGAAAAUUUAAAAGAAGCAGUUAAAGAAUUUUAGAAAUAUGGAUAUACUUAUAAUGAUUUCAUUAAAUUUAGAAUUUUAACAAUAUCUAGAAGUUUUACAGUCAAAAUUGGAGAUAAAGAAUAAUAAUAAUUAUUGGUUCCAUUGGCAGGUAUUUAAUUUUAAAUAUAUUGUAGAUUUUAUAAAUCAUGAUAAUAAUGGAUUUUUGAAAUAUGGAUAUUCUAAAGAAGCAGAUGGAUUUUUUAUGUAAGCGGCUAGAAAUAUUUAGAUGGGAGAAGAAUUGUUUUAUAAUUAUGGUUAAUGGUCUAACAAAUAUUUUUUUAUGAAUUAUGGAUUUGCAAGUUUAAAUAAUCCUAUGAAUCAAUUUGAUUUCGAUAUUUGUUUGAAUAAAAAUGAUAGAUUAUUCAACCUAAAAAUUGAAUUAACUAAAGGAAAUAUAUGUUGGGGGAAUAAAUUAGUAAAUGAAACUGAUCAUGAUUCUUUUAGAUAGACUUUAGCAACUGUUAGAUUUACAUAACUUUCUAAAUUAGAUGACUUUUUAUAAUUAGAAGAAGAUGUUUAAAAUUUUAAGUAAUUUUGGCCAGGAUGGCAUACUACUACUAAAACUAUUGAUUUGGAGAAGGCUACUUUCAAAGCAUUAAAAAAAAUAUUAGAAACAGAAUUACAAAAUUUUGCUAGUACGAUAGAAGAUGAUUAAAGAAGAUUAAAUGAUCCAUCUACUCCAGAGUUUAGAAUGCAUAUUAUAAUGUUAACAAUGAGAGAAAAAUAGAUUAUUAAAAAGAAUAUAGAUGUUUGUAAUAGAAUGUUAGAAGUUAUUGAUAAAAAUUCUGAAGUAAAAAAUAUAUUAUUUAUUUCUAGGAACUUAAAAAUUUGAUGAAAUAUUAUCAUUACAAAGAAAUUAUAAAAUUUGUAAAUAGCUAAAUCAUCCCUAUGAAACUUGAAUUAGAAGGCUUAGCAUGA
Messenger RNA from Paramecium sonneborni, 1550 nucleotides. Lineage: Eukaryota; Ciliophora; Oligohymenophorea; Peniculida; Parameciidae. The record is from the annotation of a GenBank genome assembly.